AUGACCGUAACCAACUUUGUGAAGCAAACCAGCUUUCCUGUUGGCUAUGCUCCCGCCCAUAUCACAAAAUGGAGAUCCGCACGUACAGGGCUUCAGCUCACGUAUAUUGAUCAACCUUCGCCGAUGGUGAAUGGCUACUUUGCAGUGGCCACAGAAAUCGAAAAUGAUUCGGGGUGCCCCCACACCUUGGAGCAUCUCAUCUUCAUGGGUUCCCACAAAUAUCCGUAUAAAGGGCUCCUAGAUAGUCUUGGAAACCGGUUUUUUUCGUCUACAAACGCUUGGACGGCAGUUGACCAGACGGUGUACACUCUCACCACCGCCGGCUGGGAAGGGUUCAAGACACUCUUACCGAUCUAUUUGGACCAUUUAUUCCGCCCCACAUUAACAGACGAAGCAUGUUUGACGGAGGUCUACCACAUAGACGGCAAUGGCCAAGAAAAAGGGGUGGUUUUCAGUGAAAUGCAAGGCAUCGAAUCGCAGCUGUGGUUCAUUUCUUUCUUGGAAAUGCAGCGGUCGCUCUACCGGGAGUCGUCUGGUUACUCCUCCGAGACAGGAGGGUUGAUGUCUGAGCUCCGGAAGUUGACAAACAACGAUAUCCGUCAAUUUCAUCAAGAAAAUUAUCGUCCCGAUAACCUUUGUGUGGUGGUUACAGGCUCGGUAGACCAACAGGAACUUCUCGAAAUUAUGGACCAAAUUGAUAGCGAGCUCCCUACGUUGGAGACUCCUAACAAAAGACCGUUUGUAGAUUCUGUCCCUGACGAGCCAUUGCAGAAAACUGUCGUCAAAGAAGUACUUUUUCCUGAUACCGACGAGUCCAUGGGUGAAGUUCUCGUAUCGUGGAUUGGGCCUGUAGCCAGUGAUACUUUGCUCAAUGUUGCAAUUGAUCUUCUUGGCUCCUACUUCAGUGACAGUGCCAUUUCCGUGUUCAACAGAGCUUUAAUUGAGAUAGAAAAUCCUUUGGCUACCGAUGUGGAUUACAGUACCAACGACUAUGUUCGCACCGGUAUAAUCUUUUCGUUUAGUGGAGUUCCCACAGAAUCUCUUCGAGACCUAGACUACAAGAUCAAAGAGUUGAUCAAGCACCAUUCCAAACCCGAGAACUUUGACUUGAACUAUGCUAGAGAACUUAUCCAUCAGCAGCGACUCAAGUUUAUCUCCAAGUGCGAAAAGAGUGCUUCGACGUUUUCCAACAUUACAAUUGAAGAGUUUAUCUAUGGCAAUGUGGACGGGUCUGACUUGAGCAAGUGGACCCAAGACUUGAAGGAAUAUGACGUCUUGGCCGGCUGGACCGCAGAAGAUUGGGCCAAGGUAAUUCAUGACCAACUUGUGGUGAACCAUCUGGUGACGAUUCUUGGAAAGCCGUCGGCGCAGUUGACUGAGACUCAAAAUCGUGAAAAUAAGAAGAUAGCAGACGACAUAUUGGCAAAAUACGGCAAAGAUGGUCUAAAGAAACUAGGCGAAAUCCUCAAGCAUGCUCAAGAACACAACGACAGAGAAAUUCCUUCAAGUGUGUUGACUCAGUUUGGUCAACCUGACCCAGAAAAGAUUUCUUUCAUUACCACACAAUCGUACAGAGGUGGCUUGAAUAAGCUUGAAGGUCCCUAUGAGGACGACUCUCUUGCACAGAGUAUUUCCAAAGAUACACCUGCUGAAUUUCCAUUGUUCAUGCAUUUUGAACAGUUCAAAUCUCAAUUCACCACUGUUCACCUCGUGAUGCCGUCGUCGUUUAUCGACACCAAAUUGCUAAGAUACAUGUCUGUGCUUGAGGAGAUUUUCACAUUACCUAUCAGACUUCCCGACGGAACCAUCUUGCCGUACAACGAAGUGAUAUCUGAGCUCAACAACGACUUUAUAGACUUUGAGUUGGACAACGGUUUUGACAAUCAGUUCCAAGAAUUGAUAACAGUGAAGGUGAAAUUUGAAGUCAAGAACUAUGAGAAGGCGAUUUCGUGGCUCAUCAACGUUAUGAAGUAUGCUAUUUUUGACAAAAAUAGGGUCAAAAUUAUACUUGAAAAACUCGUCAAUUCCAUUCCUGAUGAGAAACGCAGUGGUGAACUUAUGAUGUAUUCGUGUCAAUCCAGAACCUUGUUCAAUGACAGGUCGUUGAAGAAAGCCCAAGACUGUAUUCUGAACGAACAGUUUUACAAGGGCUUGUUGGCGAAGAUCGAGGACGAUGAGUUUGAUGAAAUCGAGAAGGAUUUGAACAAAUUGAGAACUCAAUUAUUCGAUUUGAACGGAAUGAAGUUAUUUGUUCUUGGCAAUUGCACAGAUUUGAAAGCACCUGUUUCAUCCUGGAACAGAUUUGUGCAAGAGUUCAAACUGGACAAGGUGCAACCUAUUGAGUUCAGCGACUUGCCUCGUUCUUUCAAAUAUAAAUCGGAAAUCGGUGAGAAAAUGGCAGACAGAGCGUACAUUGUGACAACUCCAGCAACAGAGUCUACGCAUCUCAUUGUGUCCACGGGCAUUCCCACCGACUAUUUGCACGAGGAUGUCUUCAAGAUUGCAUUGGCAAGUGAGUUUUUCACCGCAGUGGAGGGUCCAUUUUGGCGCGGUAUAAGAGGAACCGGUUUGGCGUAUGGAGCGAGUAUCAGACGAGAUUUGGAAUGUGGAACAUUAUCGUUCAUCAUAUACAGAGGAGCCGAUGGCGAAGGAGCAUGGAAAACUGCCAAAGACAUCAUUCACGAAUAUGCGUCGGAAAAGUUGCAAUUUGACAAAAUCAACAUAGAAAAUAGUAUUGCAGCCAUUGUCAAUGCUUUGGCAGAUGGAGAGUCCAGCAGCUACGACGCCGCCAGUUCCAAGAUUGCCGACAACAUAUUCAAGCACAGGGGCCCUGAGUAUGUCAAGUUCUUCUUGAGGAAGCUUAGAACCAUCACCAGCAACGAACUUGUGGAAAUCACCAAAAAGUACUUUAUACCAAUGUUCGACAGCCGUCACUCGGUGGUGUUUACAUGUGUUCCUCCGUCCAAAUCGUCUGAUUAUGAAAAGUUUUUUGCUUCGCAGGGAUACGACGUUGUAAUUGAGGAGAUAGCUGCCGAUCUGGACUACGAAAGUGGUAGCGAAGGUAGCGAGAGUGAGAGUGAAAGUGAACUGGAAUAG
Molecule: messenger RNA, 3096 nt
Organism: Meyerozyma guilliermondii ATCC 6260
Lineage: Eukaryota; Fungi; Ascomycota; Pichiomycetes; Serinales; Debaryomycetaceae
Exons: 1
Coding region: 1-3096 (1031 amino acids)
Molecular function (GO): metal ion binding
Source: RefSeq, a predicted model, not a curated record